Plectropomus leopardus (leopard coralgrouper) is the source of this 4846-nucleotide messenger RNA. It is a transcript of the gene npc1l1, whose product is annotated as NPC1-like 1. Gene Ontology annotation, molecular function: lipid carrier activity; cholesterol binding. Gene Ontology annotation, cellular component: plasma membrane. Gene Ontology annotation, biological process: intestinal cholesterol absorption; sterol transport; cholesterol homeostasis. NCBI's taxonomy places the organism in Eukaryota, Metazoa, Chordata, Actinopteri, Perciformes, Serranidae. The record is from RefSeq and is a predicted model, not a curated record.
GAGAGACUCUCUCUCACUGCCUUUGUCUAAUGUAUUUUCCAAAAAGGCAGAGGUGAUUAAUACACACUCCAUUACGCACUGUACCUGAGGACUCUGACUCUUCGCUUUCUGAAAGAUAUUAAGGAAUCAUGGUCCGCUUCACAGUCCUGACUACUUUUCUGACUUGUAUGGUGCUCUCAAAGGCCCAACAUGAACCAGGCUACUGCGCUUUCUAUGAGGAGUGUGGUCGUAAUCCGUCACUUGGAGACACCCUCAUCCCCCCUAUCGUCCCCUGUUUUAACUACAGCCGUGCCCGUGCCAUCACAGGAGAGCACUACAAGAAACUCAAACAGGUGUGUCCAAUUUUGGACCGCGGAGAGGGCAACACAUUUGCCUGCUGCUCCAUCAAACAGCUGUCAUCACUGGAAAUGAGUCUGACUUUGUCUAAGGCAGUGCUGGUCCGCUGCCCUUCCUGCGCUGAGAACUUUGCCCACCUGCACUGCAUCAACACCUGCAGCCCCAACCAGAGCCAGACAGUAAAGGUCACAAAGGUCAUGAAUGUCACCAGCCUGGGCAAGAUAAGGGAAGCCGUGGUAGGUUACCAGGCCUUCAUCAGCACCACCUUCGCAGACGCCGCCUUUCAGUCUUGUAAGAAUGUCCGGAUCCCAGCCACAGGAGGCUUCGCCAUUGCCACCAUGUGUGGUCGAUAUGGCGCCAAGCUUUGCACCCCCCAGAACUGGUAUGACUUCCAGGGAGACUCUAGUAACGGCCUGGCUCCACUGGACAUCGACUUCCAACUGAAAAAAGAAGGAGACACAGAGGGUCUACCAAAGGGUGUGAUUCCGUACAAUGGACGUGCUCUUAAGUGUAAUGAGAUCACACCAUCUGGGGGCCAGGUCUGCUCCUGCCAGGACUGCCAAGAGUCGUGUCCGAAGGUGCCAUCUCCUGCACUGCCCCCCGGCCCCUUCAGACUGUUGGGAACAGACGGCUUCCUCGUGAUUUCUAUCAUCUUACUCUGUCUUCUUUUGUUUGCCUUCAUUUUCUACCUCGCCGUGUCUUGCCUGGUGAGGUCCCAGAAAAAAAAGGCAGAGGAGAAAGGAAAGAGACAGGGGAAACACAAAGACCAGAACAGUAAUGAUGUGACUCAGCAAGUCAUUCAUCCAUCAGAGGUGACAUGCGCGGACAGAAACAGCAUGGCCGCUCAAGCUUUCCUAAGUAAACAGUUUCAGCACUGGGGAACCCUCAUGGCCUCUUAUCCUCUCACGGUGCUCCUGUUAUCGGCUGCAGUAGUAGCUGUCUUCUCUGCCGGUCUCAAGUCCAUAGAGCUAACCACCGAUCCAGUCGAGUUGUGGUCUGCUCCCAACAGCCGUGCCCGCCAGGAGAAAGAAUUCCACGAUUCACACUUUGGCCCCUUUUUCAGAACGAACCAGCUGAUCUUGACAGCACCGGGCAGACAAGGCCACACUUAUGACUCUUUGCUCUUUGGACCCCAGAACUUCAGUGGGCUUGUAUCCAAAGAUCUCGUCAUUGAGUUGCUGGAGCUCCAGACACGAAUCAGGAACAUCAGCUUCUGGUCAGAGGAUCUGAACCACACAGCAACUCUAAAGGAUGUGUGUUUUGCACCGCUUAACCCAUCCAACCCUUCGGUGACGGACUGUGCAAUCAACAGCUUGCCACAGUACUUCCAGAACAGCCUGGACAACAUUAAUGCCAAGGUGAACAUGACAGAGCUGGGAGUGACCAAAGAAGUGGACUGGAGAGACCACUUAAUCUACUGCCUCAACUCCCCCCUGUCCUUCAAAGACAUCACUGAUUUAGGUAUGAGCUGCAUGGCUGAUUAUGGAGCUCCAGUUUUCCCCUUCCUGGCGGUGGGAGGCUACGAUAAUGACGACUUCACCAACGCUGAGGCUUUCAUCCUGACCUUCUCCCUCAACAACUACGCUCGCAAUGACCCCAAGUUCAAAGUGGCUAUGCAGUGGGAGACAGAAUUUCUUAAAAUUGUUCAGGACUACCAGAAGAACCCAGCCGCCAACUUCACCUUUGCAUACAUGGCAGAGAGGUCUCUAGAGGAUGAGAUUAAUCGAACAACAGCUGAGGAUAUCCCCAUCUUCAUGAUCAGCUAUGCUGUAAUCUUUGUUUACAUUGCUGUGGCACUGGGGGAGUACUCUUCAUGGAAGCGCAUACUGGUGGACUCCAAGUUUCUUGUGGGCCUGGGUGGCAUCCUGGUGGUCGGUUGUUCUGUCCUCACCUCCAUGGGCUUCUAUUCCUGGAUUGGCAUCCCCUCCUCGCUGGUGAUCCUGCAGGUCGUGCCAUUCCUGGUGCUCGCUGUUGGAGCAGACAACAUCUUCAUCUUUGUUCUGGAGUACCAGAGAGAUGUACGGAGGCCGGAAGAGAGGAGAGAGGAGCAGAUUGGUCGUGUCCUCGGAAGCGUAGCUCCCAGCAUGCUCCUAUGCAGUCUCUCUGAGGCUGUCUGCUUCUUUCUAGGGGCCCUGUCCACCAUGCCAGCAGUGAAAACCUUUGCUCUGUACGCUGCACUGGCCGUGCUUAUGGACUUCGUCCUUCAGAUGACAGCCUUUGUGGCCCUGCUGUCCCUAGACGCCCGGCGCCAAGACAACAACCGCUGUGAACUGCUCUGCUGUGUAACAGUGUCAACUCAGCGCCCCAACAAGCCAAAUGAGGGCUUCCUGCUGCCCUUCAUGAGGAAAUAUUACGCCCCCGUCCUGUUGCACCGUUUCACUAGGAUCAUAGUGAUGGUGGUUUUCAUAUUCAUGUUCUGUGGAUCUUUAUACCUCAUGUUUAAUGUAACCGUGGGUCUAGAUCAGGAGCUGGCUAUGCCUAAGGGUUCUUAUAUGUUGGACUACUUCCAAUACCUGUACAAAUAUUUUGAAGUUGGAGUCCCAGUUUAUUUUGUAACAAAAAAGGGCUUCAACUUCAACACUGUGGAGGGCAUGAAUGCAGUCUGUUCCAGCGUGGGCUGCGAUCAGUUCUCACUCACCCAGAAGAUCCAGUAUGCCACCAACUACCCUGAUCUAUCCUACUUGGCUAUUCCUGCUAACUCCUGGGUAGAUGAUUUCAUUGACUGGCUGAACCCUGGAUCCAGAUGUUGUCGUCUGUAUGGCUUUGGUGCCAAUGCUGGGAAGUUCUGCCCCGCAAGUGAACCAACUUGGCGAUGUCCCCGGAAGUGUAUGGCUAUUCCUUCAGAUGGUGUCCUCAGGCCAACUGUGGAACAAUUCAAUCGCUUCCUCCCUGACUUCCUGGGUAACAGGCCGGACCUUCAGUGCCCCAAAGGUGGUCUUGGAGCCUAUGACACAUCUGUGGUGAGAGAUCAGAGUGGGGAAAUUAUAGCCUCUCGGUUCAUGGCUUACCACACACCUUUAACCAACUCUCAGGAGUUCACUGCUGCCUUGCUGAAGGCCAGAGAGCUGGCCCACAACAUCACAUUGGGCAUGAGGCAGAUACCAGGCACCUCACCUGACUUUGAAGUAUUUCCUUACACGUUGACUAAUGUCUUUUACGAGCAGUACCUGACCAUUGUGCCAGAGGGACUCUUCAACAUCUCUUUGUGUCUGCUGCCGACCUUUGUGGUGUGCUGUCUAUUACUGGGUUUGGAUCUUCGCUCUGGUUUGCUCAACCUCAUCACCAUAAUCAUGAUCACAGUGGACACUGUUGGUGUCAUGACACUGUGGGGCAUUGAUUACAACGCAGUGGCCCUCAUCAAUCUGGUCACGGCCGUGGGCAUCUCUGUGGAGUUUGUGUCUCAUAUGACCAGAUCCUUUGCACUCAGCACUAAGCCAACACAUGUAGAAAGAGCUAUGGAGGCUACUGCCAACAUGGGCAGCGCGGUGUUCGCUGGUGUUGCUAUGACCAACCUGCCAGGCAUCCUUGUGCUGGCAUUUGCCAAAGCGCAACUUAUCCAGAUCUUCUUCUUCCGAUUAAACCUGGUGAUAACACUUUUGGGGAUGGCUCACGGACUCAUAUUCCUCCCGGUGCUGCUCAGCUACUUUGGUCCCGGUGUGAAUAAAGCAGUGCUGCUGCAGCUCCAGCAGGAGAAAGCAAAAGCCAGCCAAGGGCUGGAGAUGAGAAAUAACAUGAAACAAGUCUAUGACAACUUGAGCUAUGAAGACAAUGAGAUGAAACAGGGUGCAGACUUCAUAAAGUACACCAGCAGACCUACACAAAUUAACGAGAACCGACAGGAGAAGAAAGAGGAAAGAAUUGACCGUUUUUGAGCACCACAAAAAACUGUUUUUAAGCUCUGAUAAGUGAAUACCUCUGUGACAAACUGAACAAGGACAGGCACAUAAAAGGACAGAGAUAGUGAACAUGGAGUCAUGUAUUUUGCUCCGUAUGGAAAUCAUUAACUUAACUAUGUACCUCAAUCAGAAAUGGAGAGGUGGGACUGAAGACGACAACACACAGCUGUGCAAUAUUUCUGAGAAAUGCAAGAGUGGACUAUUGCAAUAAGAGUCAACCUUCCUGUCUUAACAUGUGAAAAUCUACACGUCUGUCUUCACAAGCACUGCUGGACAAGAUGAGUUGAUUCCAAAUGUGGAAUGAUUUGACCGGAGGUUGACAAAUGUUCUUGAAUUAGUCAUUUUGUAUUUUUUGUAUUGUAUGUAAUUAUUUUGUAUGUUUAAUACUUAACAUUAGUACUGUUUAAAAUGAUUUUAUGGAACAAACACUCCAGUUUUUCAUAUUAUAGUUUCUUCAAUAGAAGUAUGGUGGCAUUGGUGUAUACUGUGCAAGCAGUAAAGAAUAUUAUCAAAUGUGUUUAAACAUUUGGUAUCAUAAUUUUUCAUAAGUUAUUUAUGGUACAAAAAAGACACGCUAGAUUGUCAUGCAUCAAAUACAAGGUCUAUGACUGAAA